AGUCGCUGCGAAAAUUGACGCCAAACUUUGCCUCUCCGGAGCCCAGUGGCCGGGGCUCGGAGAGCGGCUACCCGGGCAGGCCGACGCAGAGCCGGGCUUCAGCCGGGGCAGAGGGUCGGUGUCCCCGCCGCGUCUCCGCACCAGACCUGCUGAAUCUCCAACAUGGUUCCAUCAUGAGCGAUCAGCCGCUGGACCUCUGGUUCUGUGAGGACUGUCAGGACUAUUUCCAGAAGGAGUGUCCGACCCACGGACCUCCGCUGUUCGUCCCCGACACUCCUGCAGUUCCAGGGACGACCAACAGGGCAGCGCUCACCGUCCCGUCAGGCCUGGAGGUCUUCACUGAGGGGGACGAGGUGGACGUCCGCUGCCUGGAUGCGACCAUCCCAAAGGGGGCGCUGUUCGGUCCGUACGACGGGGAGCUGGUGUCCAAAGACAAAUCCUCCGGCUUCUUCUCCUGGAUUAUUGUGGAUGUAAACAACACAUAUCAGUCCAUCGAUGGCAGCGAUGAGACCAAAGCCAACUGGAUGAGGUUCGUCCGGACCUCGUCGGACGACAGCGACAGGAACCUGACGGCGUUCCAGCACGGCAAGAACAUCUACUUCAGAGCCUGUCGGCAGCUGGAGGCCGGAGAGAAGCUGAGGGUUUGGUACAGCGACGAUUACAUCCAACGACUCCACUGCGUUUCUCAGGAGAGCAUCGACCGAAACCUGGACGCAGAUCCUGGCCAUCCAGCAGUGCUGCGCAAACUUCAGAAGGACUUCAAAUCUCCGUGCCUGCAGUCAGCUCUGCAGGGAAAACUGUGCUCCACUAAACAGCCCAGCGAGGAUUCGGACGGUCAGCCUCCGGCCAAGAGGAAAAAGAUCGACCUGAUCUUCAAAGACGUCCUGGAAGCUUCUCUGGAGGACUCCCGGUCUAGAUCCUGCCUCCCUGGAGACUGUAAGCUGCCGAUGCUCGGGUUCAACUCGUCUGAGAGCAGCUUCAACAUUCCUGACCUGAAGGUGGAGGAGAAAGAGGAGGAGAACCAGAGCGGAGAGGAACCUUCCACCUCCUUCUGCCCCAACUGUGUCAAGCUGAGAAGGAGGAUCAUGGAGCUGGAGGAGGAGCUGAGCCGCCUCAGGGCAGGAAAGGGCGACGGAACCGGACCACCUGAGAAGGUCCUACUGGAUCAAGGUCCACCGCAUCCCGAACAGGGGCCCAUCGAGGACUUCCAAGGGAUGGAGCCCUUGACGCCCACUCAGGUGGUUCUGGAUGAAGAUGACCAGGACGUGGACUCGGCCGAUGAGUCCAUCACAGCAGAUCUGGUGAUUUCUCCGGAGGACUCGUCAAAGCUUUCGUCCGUGGGAAGCAGACGGAUUCGCCGCUUCAAGCAGGAGUGGCUGAAAAAAUUCUGGUUCCUCCGUUAUUCGCCGACCCUGAACGAGAUGUGGUGUCACGUCUGUCGCCAGUACACCGUCCAGUCGUCACGCACUUCGGCCUUCAUUAUCGGCUCCAAGCAGUUCAAGAUCCACACCAUCAAGCUGCACAGCCAGAGCAACCUCCACAAGAAGUGUCUGCAGCUGUACAAGCUGCGUAUGCAUCCGGAGAAGACUGAGGAAAUGUGUAAGAACAUGAUGCUGCUGUUUAAUGCGGCGUACCACCUGGCUCUGGAGGGGCGGCCCUUCUCCGACCUCCGUUCGCUGGCCGAGCUGCUGAAGAAGUGCGAGCUCAAAGUGGUGGACCAGUACAUGAACGAAGGCGACUGUCAGAUCCUCAUCCACCACAUCGGCAGGGCUUUGAAGGAGGAUCUGGCUGAGAAGAUGCGCCUCUCGCCCUUCCUGAGCGUCAUCAUGGACGCACAAAAUGACGAUCUCUUCUCCGACAUGGUGGCUGUCUACGUCCAGUUCAUGACCAAUGAGGGUUCCCCCAACACGGAGUUCCUGUCCCUGCAGAGACUGAGCAUGGCCAGUGUGGACGGGUACCUCCAGGUGAUGGAUCGUGCCUUCAGCGUCCUCGGCCUCCGGUUUCAGGACAUGCUGGUGGUUGGUUUGGGCGUAGACGGGACCAACAUUUCUUCAGGGAUGAGGGCAAACCUGUACAUCGCUGUCCAGAAGACUUUUCCCUGGAUCCUCUGCCUUCCUAUCAUGAUCCACCGGCCUCAUCUGGAGGUUCUGGACGCCAUCAGCGGGAAGGAUCUGUCCUGCCUGGAGGACCUGGAAAACAACCUGAAGCAGCUGCUCAGCUUCUACCGCUACUCCCCUCGCAUGAUGGCAGAGCUGCGAUCCACAGCUCCAACGCUGUCCGAGGAGACGGAGUUCCUGGGAGACAUCAGAGCCAUACGCUGGAUCAUCGGAGAGCCAAACGUCCUCAACGCACUCAUCAAGGAUUACCUGGAGGUGGUCGCACACCUGAAGGAGAUCAGCAGCCAGACACAGAGGGCCGAUGCUUCAGCUAUCGCACUCACCCUCCUCCAGUUCCUCAUGGACUACCAGUCAGUCAAACUUAUUUACUUCCUGCUGGAUAUCAUCGCUGUCCUUUCACGGUUGGCCUUCACCUUCCAGGGGGAGUAUCUUCUUGUGUCGCAGGUGGAAGCCAAGCUAGAGGAGGCCAUCCAGGAGAUCGGCCAGCUGGUGGACUGCCCUGGAGAAUACCUGCAGGAGUUUGAAGAGAACUUCAGAGAAAGUUUCAAUGGUGUCGCGUUGAAGAACCUGCGAGUCGCUGAGUCCAAGUUUCAGUCCAUCCGAGAGAAGAUCUGCAACCGGAGCCAAGGCAUCCUUUCUCAGAGGCUGGACCUGCAGAGCCGCUCGUUCGCCAAAGCCUGCCGAGUGCUGGACCUGUCCACGUGGCCGCACAGCCACGAGGACCUGCAGGCCUAUGGGGACGAGGAGAUCCAGACCAUCUUCAACCACCUGGAGUCGAUUCCCUUGGCGGGUCAGGAGGGUUUCCAGGCCCGGACGGAGACCAGAGACAGCCUGGUGGUCGAGUGGAAGGACCUUAAAGCCGACUACUACAGUAUGAACAGCUUCAAAGAGGUCAUCGGCCACAUCUGCAGGUACAAGCAGCGGUUCCCCCUUCUGAACCGGAUCAUGCAGGUGGUCCGGGUGCUGCCCAGCUCCACGGCCUGCUGCGAUAAAGGCCGAGGGUCUCUGCAGAAGAUGUGUAAGAACAACCGCUCCCGAUUGACCCUGGAGCAGAUGAACGACCUGCUGACGGUGGCCGUUAACGGGCCACCCAUCACCAACUUUGACGGGAAGCGAGCGUUGGACAGCUGGUUCGAAGAGAAGUCCGGCAGCAGCUACUCACUCUCGGCUGAGGUACUGAACCGGAUGUCGGAUCAGAAGUCGGUCCUGCACAACGUCGACGUCAACACAGAGUUCUACCCUGACAUCUGACAGGAAACCCAGCAGCGUACUGGAACCACAAACUGGUGUCCAGCCAGCCAGACAUACAUGGAAAGAUUCAGUUAUUCCGAACAGUUUGUAGGAUUGAAAAGAACUGAAAGCAAAUGGUACAACGUCCAGAAAUGCAAGCUUCACCAAAGCUACUCAAGAAGUCUGAACAUAAAAUAAAUCCCUGCAUGUCCCCUGUUGACUCCUGCUUUCUCUGCAGUGGAACAAGUCUAUCAAAGGGGCAUCAUAACGGGGUAUUUAUGAGCAAUAGGUCUGUAGGGCCACCAUUGUUCUGCUGUGCACCUCAAGGCAAACCUCUAAGACAAGAGUCCAACUUGUCAUGGCGCCUCUCUAGGCUUCACCUUCCAAACAACACUUUAAUGAGACAAAAGAGACACAAAGAGACGCAAAAUGACAAAGAAAAACAAUAACUACUACGACCGAAAAAACCAUAAAUGAGAGACAAGACGACCACAAGGGAAAAAGAGUGCAAAGAGUCACAAAAAAAGUCUCAAGGAGAUUAAAAAAACUACAACAAAGUGAUGCAAAUAGACAAAGAAAAGCAAUUUAAUUGCACAAUGACGACAAAGAUAUGGGAAAAGGCAUCAAAGAGACAAAAUGACAAACAAAAAUAAAGACAACAAAAAACAAAAAAUGGACUUAAAGAGGAACUACAAAAAGAGAAAAAAAUCACAACAAAAAGGUGUAAAAUAACCACAAAGAAACAGAAAAGAAGGACAAGGCGAUUCAAAACAACAAAGAGACGCAAAACAAUAACAGAGAGAUAGAAGACAAAAGCGAAGAGACACAAAAUGACUACAAAAAACACAAAACAAGGACAGAAACACAAACCAACCACGAAGUGACAUAAAAUGACCACAAAGAGACAAAAAACUAAGACAAAGAGAUGCAAAACUAGGGCUGGCCCAGUUGUGGUUUCUGGUCUCCGGAUAUUCGGGUCCUAUUAAAGACGAAUAUCCGAAUAUUUGUUCCGCCUCGUAACGUCCGACGGGGGGUGGGGUGGGGGGUGUAUCUAUGUGGUGGAGACGGCCCGAAUAUUUGGAUCCAUUCGUCUGGUCUCCCAGUACUGCCUUCGUUUUGUCUUCAGUUAAACUGAAGAAUUCCCAAACAGCGGAGGUCUUCCGCAUCUUGUCUUGUGUUUAUGCAACGAAUUGAAGCGUGAGGUCAGAGUCGGCAGCCACGCGGCCAUUCGGGUGGUGGUAAGAAACACGAAUGGAUGAGCCGAGAUGAGCCGAACAUGGCGGGAUGAGCCAAAGUGGGCCGAAGGCGAAGGGAAGAGACGAGCUCCGAAUAUUCGUAUUUUUGUCUGGGGGGAGGAGGGGGUGAUCACAUAGACAUAUGUGUAUAUGUUUAUGUGAUCACACAACGGGAUGAGCCGAUAUGAGCCGAUGUGGGCCGAAGGCGGAGGGAAGACAGUAACACCGACCGGGGGUGUGUCGGGGGGGGCGAAUAUUCGGAUACCAAAAUUAAUAUCCGGAUACCACCGUAGCGAACGAAUAUUCGGGAUAUUCGGGUCCAGCCCUAUGCAUAACGGUCACCAAGAGAUUUAAAACAAUAUCAAAUUGAUACAGAACAACUUCAAAGAGACACAAUGAGACACAAAACUACAACAAAGAGACACAAAACUACAAUAAAGAGACAAAACUACAUCAAAGAAAUGACUACACAGAGGUAUAAAUUAAGGACAGAGACACAAUACAACCACAAAGAGACAACAAUUGGACUCAAUAAUGCAAAGAACCACAGUGUGUGGUCGUGGUUGUGUUGUUUCUACAUGUGUGUCCUCAGGGUCAACCCGUGUCGUAAUGCUGAGCUGGACAUGAUGCUGGAACUCUCUCGGUGAUUCUGCUGCUCUCCAUAACGAAGCUCUUGUUUUUCAGCCAACAGACAGUCACACACAGCGAACAAUCAGUCAGUGUCAAAAUAAAAGUCUGUGCUGUGAGCCGCUCUCAGUGUGCCUGAAGAAACCCAGAUGUACAGAGGCUUUAUAUUUCUAUUAAAAAUGCUGUCAGCCCCGCUCCACUCUGUACAUACUGUAAAUGCUUCGAGCCUGUUUUUAAAGAGGGUAUUUUUCUCUUGAAUUUCAUGAUUGUGCCAAAACGAUUGAAUGACGCACGGUGCGAAAGUAAAAAGGUGCUACGCUGCUCGUUUUAGAUGUUUACUGCAGCAAAUGUUUUUCCACUGACGCUUCAUGUCUGGAUGUAACUUCAGUCUUUGCCAAAGCUUCAUAUAAGUUUUAAAAACUGCAUGAUCGGCUGCUGCUUUUUAGCACAUUCCUAACUGGUGUUUUAUAAUGAUGAUGUCUGCCGGUGUUUAAUGCAGAAAUAAACGUGGAAAAAUGAUGAGCUGUCAGAGGAAAGACGGGCAGAUUGUUGUUGUUUGCAAAAUGUUGAUUAAAUAAAAUUUUUAUGCUUAAAUUAAAAGAAUGGUUUGACA
Messenger RNA from Acanthochromis polyacanthus (spiny chromis), 5822 nucleotides. It is a transcript of the gene prdm11, whose product is annotated as PR domain containing 11. The record is from RefSeq and is a predicted model, not a curated record. Gene Ontology annotation, molecular function: protein binding. The coding region runs from base 174 to 3368 and encodes 1064 amino acids. The transcript is spliced from 7 exons. Lineage: Eukaryota; Metazoa; Chordata; Actinopteri; Pomacentridae.